AUGAAGAGUCUCUCGACCCUUCUCGCGGCGCUGCGUCUGGCCGACUGGGCAACGCCCGCCACAGACGACGCGGCGACGAAACACACCACCACCUCGAACAUCGCAAACCCGUGCUCGGCCGAAACGUUCGCACUCCCGCUGGAGCUCCAAGGUGCAGACCUUGUGGGUGUGACGGCGGCCGAGGUCAAGGGGCUGACGUUCAAGCCCCUGACGCCGGAGGGUCGCGCAGCCAUCCCGUCGUCGGGCGGCGUCAGCUUCUGCAACGUCACGGUCAAGUACGUCCACACGGGCUUCGACGACGUGACACAGGUGCAGGUGUGGCUGCCGCCCGCGGCGGAGUGGAACGAGCGGUUUGUCGGCGUCGGCGGCGGGGGGUACUCGGCCGGGCAGUUCGGGAGCGAGAAGGUGGUUGCGACAUUGGCGCAGGGGUAUGCGACGAGCUCGACGGAUGCCGGACAUGACCACAAGACGUGGGAGCAGGCGCCGUGGGCGCUCAACGACGACGGCACGAUCAACGAGCGGCUACUCGUCAACUACGCCCACGUCUCGGUGCACGACAUGACCGUCAUCGCCAAGUCCGUCGUGGCGCAAUACUACUCCAAGGCGCCGCGCUACUCGUACUGGAGCGGGUGCUCGACGGGCGGCCGGCAGGGCAUCAUCGAGGCGCAGCGGUACCCGGCCGACUACGACGGCAUCCUCGCCGGGGCGCCAGCCGUGAACCAGCCGAGCCUCAUCGUCAGCACGUACUGGCCGCAGUUCGUCAUGAACCAGAAGAAGUUCUUCCCGCACGUGUGCGAGAUGAUCCUCAUGACGCAGCUCGCCAUCGACGCGUGCGACGAGCUGGACGGCGUCAAGGACGGCGUCAUUGCGGACCCGGACAGGUGCGCGUUCGACCCGGCCGGCGUGGUCGGCAGGGAGCUCGACUGCGGCGACCGGAAGAUGACCAUGUCGGCGGAGACGGCGGAGAUCGCGCGGGAGAUCUGGCGGGGCCCGCACGGCGCCGACGGAAAGCCAUUGUGGCUGGCCAAGGGGUACCCCGUGGGCGCGCCUUUCACGGGCCGGUUCGGGCUGGGCAACACCAACUGCAGCGUGGCCGGGCAAGGGUGCACCGGGCAGCCGUUCCGGAUGUCGGUGGAGUGGAUCCGCAACCUCGUGCGCAAGGACCCCGGGUACGACGUCGGCGGGAUGAGCGUCGCGGACCUGGAGGCGGCGUACGAGACCAGCCGGCGGGAGUACGAGGGCAUCAUCGGGACCAACGACGCGGACCUGUCCGAAUUCAAGCGGCUCGGAGGCAAGAUGAUCAGCUGGCACGGCCUGUCGGACGAGUGCGUGACGAUGCGGACGUCGCGGGACUUCUACGACCGGGUGCUCGCGGCGGACGCCGGGGCGGGCGGGUACUACCGGCACUACGAGGCGCCCGGGGUAUUCCACUGUUACGGGCUCAACGGCACGUACUACCCGCUCAAGGCGCUCGAGGCGCUGAGGACGUGGGUCGAGGAGGGCAGGGCGCCCAAGGUGCUGGACGGGUACAAGGUCACGGGGGGAAACGAGAGCGAGGCGCCGACGAGGCCGCUGUGCGCAUACCCGUCGUCGGUGCGGUUCGUCGGCGGCGACAGGGACGAGAGGGGGUCGUGGAGGUGCGAGCGGCGGCGAGGGGAACGGGAGUGGGAUCGGGACGAGCUGUAG
This is a messenger RNA of Colletotrichum destructivum, 1686 nucleotides long. Its product is annotated as Putative tannase/feruloyl esterase, alpha/Beta hydrolase. The coding region runs from base 1 to 1686 and encodes 561 amino acids. The record is from RefSeq and is a predicted model, not a curated record. NCBI's taxonomy places the organism in Eukaryota, Fungi, Ascomycota, Sordariomycetes, Glomerellales, Glomerellaceae. The transcript is spliced from 2 exons.